UGUACACACACACACACACGUACAUACACACACAUACAGACACAUGUAUACACAGGCACAUGUACAGACACACAUACAUGUACAUACACACAGACACAUGUACACACACACAUACAAAUAUAUGUACACACACACACACCAAAUAUAAAAAGUUGCAGUACUUCGUUACGUCCACUCACAGAGCCUGGUACUGCACUCUAGGGGGAGGCAGAGAGUACAAAACACACUCCUUCCUUUGCUUUCACUGCGCUCAGCUAUUGAGCAGUCUGAUGGCUCCCAGUGCCAAUGACAGAUCUGGCCUGAGCUCUGAGCCUGCUGAGCAAGACGGCCCUGGGGGACACACUCGCCCCCACCAUAAUUUCCACUCGCCAAUGCGAGCAGAAAUUUCAAGGCCUGGUGUAAGG
This is a messenger RNA of Staurois parvus, 404 nucleotides long. NCBI's taxonomy places the organism in Eukaryota, Metazoa, Chordata, Amphibia, Anura, Ranidae. The record is from the annotation of a GenBank genome assembly.